Cricetulus griseus (Chinese hamster) is the source of this 729-nucleotide messenger RNA. Lineage: Eukaryota; Metazoa; Chordata; Mammalia; Rodentia; Cricetidae. The record is from RefSeq and is a predicted model, not a curated record.
AUGCACUAUGCUGCUGAUGAAGAUGAAGAUAAAAAUUCAACAGAGAGUCCAGCACAGCAAGGAGGAAGUCAGCAGCAUUUUCACUCUCCUCCUGCACUCAUUCAGCUUAAGACCAUCUAUGAAGCAUUUUUUUUGCAACUCUCAGAGGAAGAGCAGCAAAGACAGGGCCCUGGUCAACCUCAUCAGAGACCCCCACCUGGAGAAUUACCCCCGAACCCUUCUGCAUCUGAUGAAGAGGGUGAUGAUGACGGUGAAGGAGAAGGAAAUGCACCUGAAAGACCACCCCAGCAGGGAGAUGAGCACCAGAAACCUCGCCCUCCUAGACCUGGAAACCAUCAUGGAGGCCCUCAGCAUCAUCGCCCUCCUAGCCCUGGAAACCAGCAAGGUCCACCCCCUCAGGGAGGCCCACAACAGAACCAAGGCCCUCACCCUGGAAACCAGCAAGGCCCACCCCCACAGGGAGGCCCACAGCAGAACCGCCCUCCUAGACCUGGAAACCAACAAGGCCCACCUCAGCAGGGAGGCCCACAGCAGAACCGCCCUCCUAGACCUGGAAACCAACAAGGCCCACCCCCACAGGGAGGCCCACAGCAGAACCGCCCUCCUAGACCUGGAAACCAACAAGGCCCACCUCAGCAGGGAGGCCCACAGCAGAACCGCCCUCCUAGACCUGGAAACCCACAAGGCCCACCCCAACAGGGAAGUGAGGAACAGACAAGUUACCUGUAG